AUGACAAAACUACAGACAGAUCCUCAUUUGACUGUCGUUGAAAUUACUUUGGCAUUGAGGAAUAUCAUGAUGUCCUGUUGGAUCCAAGGAAACCAGACUGCUGGAGUGACAUUCAUCCUCCUGGGCUUCUCAGAAUUCCCAGAGCUCCAGGUGCCCCUGUUCCUGGUGUUCCUGACCAUCUACACAGUCACUGUGCUGGGGAAUACAGGCAUGAUCCUGGUCAUCAGGGUCAACCCCAAACUCCACACCCCCAUGUACUUUUUCCUUAGUCAUUUGUCCUUCAUUGAUUUCUGCUACUCGACUGUGGUUACUCCCAAACUACUAGAAAAUUUGGUGGUGGAAGACAGAACCAUCUCCUUCACAGGCUGCAUCAUGCAGUUCUUCUUUGCGUGCAUAUUUGUGGUGACAGAGACAUUCAUGUUGGCAGUGAUGGCCUAUGACCGGUUUGUGGCUGUGUGUAACCCGCUUCUCUACACAGUUGCCAUGUCUCACAAGCUUUGUGCCCUCCUGGUGGGUGUAUCUUACAUGUGGGGUGUCCUCUGCUCAUUGAUACUCACAUAUUCUCUGGUAAGACUGUCCUACUGUGAGUCUAACAUCAUGAAUCAUUUUUGCUGUGAGUACUCUGCCAUCCUUUCUUUGUCCUGCUCUGACACUUCUUUCAGUCAGAUGGCGUGUUUUGUCAUUUCUACAUUCAAUGAAUUGUGUAGCCUCCUGAUCAUCCUUGCCUCCUAUGUCUUCAUCAUUGCCACUGUCAGCAGGAUUCCCUCCAAGGGUGGCCUCCGCAAAGCCUUCUCCACCUGUACCUCUCACCUCACUGUCAUCAGCAUCUUCCAUGGGAUAAUUCUUCUCCUCUACUGUGUGCCACAUGCCCAAAGCUCCUGGCUCCUGGUCAAAGUGGACACUGUUCUUUUCACUGUCAUGAUCCCCAUGCUGAAUCCCCUGAUCUACAGCCUCAGGAACAAAGAUGUGAAAGAGACAGUCAGGGGGCUCUUCUAUGCCAAACUGCAUUCUCUUCAAUUAAAAUUCAGAUAA
Molecule: messenger RNA, 1032 nt
Organism: Ictidomys tridecemlineatus (thirteen-lined ground squirrel)
Lineage: Eukaryota; Metazoa; Chordata; Mammalia; Rodentia; Sciuridae
Product: olfactory receptor 1165
Biological process (GO): G protein-coupled receptor signaling pathway
Cellular component (GO): membrane
Molecular function (GO): G protein-coupled receptor activity; olfactory receptor activity
Source: RefSeq, a predicted model, not a curated record